This is a messenger RNA of Ceutorhynchus assimilis (cabbage seed weevil), 3240 nucleotides long. The record is from the annotation of a GenBank genome assembly. Lineage: Eukaryota; Metazoa; Arthropoda; Insecta; Coleoptera; Curculionidae.
GCGCGCUUCGCUCAAUAGAAGCUUUUCAGAGCUUAGUGAACAAUCAGUUUUGUGAGUGUUUAUUUUUUUUUUUUUUAAAUUUAGAAAGCUGUAAAAAUGGUUAUAAGAAAGCCCAUAGUACCUUUACCAAGGCUGCCGUCAAGAAAAGCUUCAAUAAAAUCCGGAGACAGAUCAGAGGAUAUUUUGUUGACUUUGAGAAGAGUUUCUGAGACAUUGGGAGUUAGAAGAGUCAAGGAGCUUUAUGUGAAAAAAGCUGAUGCCAAACAAAUAAAAUAUCGUUUAAUAAUCCUUCUAACAAUAGCCAUACUGACCACCGCCUGGGGUCUAGCUUCUUUAAUCUACACACCGUUGAAAAUGUUAUUAAGUAUCCGACUAGAAAUGACACCAGGUUUGCCACCCUAUGAAUGGUGGGCAACACCUCCGGACGAAAUAUUACUAAGUGUAUUUGUAUUUAAUAUAACCAAUUCUGAGGCAUUCAUGAACGGAACCGACAAAAAAAUCCGAGUGCAAGAGAUCGGUCCGAUUAUCUACAAAGAAAAAUUGGAACAUAUCAAUCCAAAAGUUAAUCCUAACGGUACCCUUUCCUAUACGGCCAAUAGAACCGCUGUAUUUUUACCAGAAAUGAAUACUAUUAAUUUAAACGAUACUAUUAUUGUACCUAAUUUAGGUGUAUUGUUGAUUCCUGCCUAUUUUCACGAUUCCUCAAUGUUCAUUAAACUAGGAGUCAACAUGCUGUUGAGGUCGUUUAAAGCACAACCUUUGGUUAAAAUGACAAUUUACGACUACUUAUGGAACGCAACAGAUCCAAUUUUGGAACCUGCCGAAAAGCUAGCGCCCAGCUUGGUGCCUACAAGAAACGUAGGACUUUUGAAUAUUAUCUAUCAAGACUUUUCCAACAACGUCACGCUUUUAAUAGGUAAGAAAAACGGUGAUGCCAAGUUUUUCACCAUCGAUACCUACGAUGGCUCACCAUACUUACCACAUUUCUCUGAUCCGAAAUGUCAACUGAAAUUCCGCAAUGCCUCUGAAGGUAUAGGCUAUCCACAAAUGCUUACCAAAGAUGCUAAUUUGACUUAUUGGAGGAAAACUCUUUGUAAACAAGCGGAUAUACGUUAUGAAAGAGACGAAAGGAAAUUUGGUAUUAACGGAUAUAGGUUCAAAUUGAUGCCCUAUACGUUUUAUAGGGAGGGUUGGGAGGGCAAUGACGAUUGUUUUGCUGGAGAUCCAACGUUGCCGAAUGGUAUUGCUGACGUGUCGCCUUGUUAUUGGGGUUUUCCCAUUGCUGCCAGUUUUCCUCACUUCCUCUACGGUGACGAAGCUCUCCAAUCAAAAAUCGACGGCCUGACUCCAAACGAAGAAGAACACGGCUCUCAUGUAUUAAUUGAUCCUGUCACAGGUAUUCCUCUGGCAGGCAAAGCCCGAGCCCAAAUAAACUUGGUAAUGAAAAAGCUUUGGGGUUUUCCAAAAAACAUCCAAACUUUUAGCGAUACCUAUUUACCAUUGGCUUGGCUUGAAUAUAACCAAAUAGGUCUUCCUUGGUACAUCAAAGGGAUGGUCUACUACAUGGCAGUGAUUGUACCAGUUUGCCAAUUGCCAUUUUCGUUAAUCAGCUUAAGUAUAGCAGGCGUCUGUAUAUAUUUUAUAUUUGGACUUAUGGUAGGGAGAUUGGGUACUGCAGAAAAAGGCCACACAAUGAGUAAUAGGUUACUGAAACGUGAAAGUCAGGCUUUUAUACAUUAUGACAAUAAUGAUUGCGAAUUAUAAUUUUGUUAUUGAGGGUUUUAGAAACAUGAUGAUAAAAAGUUUAAAUAACUAAGCAGAAGUCUGAAAGAAAGAAAUGUAAUUUCAAUUAUUUUGUUAAUUGAAUUUUACGUUAUCCCUCCUCCAAUUUAGCCAAGUUUUAAACUGUUACUUGUUACCCCUAGAAGACAAGAAUGAAAUUAGCGACAAACCAAAUGAAUAGUAAAGUGAAUAGAACAGGGUAAAAUCGUUAUUGUAUUAAUUUAUUUCCUAUAGUGUGUUUUUGUUGUUGUUAUAGUUGCAAUUUUAUAUAUUAGGGUUUUAGGGGAUUAACUAGUUUUCUUUGUGAUAUCUACGUAAUUUUAAACAUAACUAUUACUUUUUAUCAUUUUUAAUACAGGUAAAGCUCAUUUUAGAUGUAGCAGGAGCAUCUAGACUAUAUUGUAAUGCCAAUGUUUUACAUCCAAUUUCUAUUUAACUUUGUUGUGUAACUUGCUGGAAGUUUACUAAAAUGUUUUAGGUUCAACAAAGUCUGUUAUAACAUUUUGCCUUUCAUUCCUACAACAAAUUGCACACCAUUUCACAACAUGUUUUGGUUAAAUAGUUCACAUCUUUGGUACUAACACAAAAAGUGCUUCACAACAUUUUCAAUUUGGCCAUAGGUACCUACCUAUUUAUUUUUAUGGAAUUACUUUUCUAGUUAGAAUUACGUAGCUUCAAAAUAUUAAAUUAAAAGAAUGGUAAAUGGGUAUACAAAAUAGCUAUUUAGCUAACAAGUGCGGAAAAUGAAUUUUUCCGCAAGUGUUAGGUACAAUAUUUUUCCUACAGGCGUAAAAAAGUAAAAUUUUUCUUUUUUUUUUUUGACAUAUCAGUGCGGUAAAUUUUUUUUUCUACGAGCUUGCGGGAAAUGGCUCUUCCCGCACGAUUUGCUGUGCGGGAAGACUUUCUUCCCGCACCGGUGCGGGAAGAGAUUUCUUCCCGCACUCAGUGCGGGAAGAGUUUGAAAUAAUCAUUGUGACAUGGAAUUGUUUGUAUUGUUGAUACACCUAUACCUGUACCUUUACCUUUUUAUAAAUACCUUUUAAUACAUUUUUAAUUCUACCUUCUGCAUAAUCGCAUUUUAUUUAAAGUAAACUCUUCGUAACAUCAGCUUUAGUAUGCUCGUAGAAAAAAUAUAGUUCCUAAAAUAGCUAUUCCGUACUGACAGCCGCGCGGAAAAACUUUUUCCGCACUGAUAUGUCAAAAAAAAGUUUUACCGCACCGUGCGGGAAAACUCAUUUUCCGCACGCAUAUCAGUGCGGAAAAUCGAUUUUUCCGCACGGCUGUAUGAAAAAUGUUUUAUGAUUCCUGCCGUUCUAACUUUCUAAUGUUUGGAACAAUAAUGUAUUAUCGUAUUGAUAAUAAAAAUUUAAUUGUUGAAAAUUAUUAGCUUCUUGUCAAAAUUUUGUACAUAUUAGUUUAAGCAAUUUGUAAAUAGUUUUUCAAUUUCGAAAUAAUUAA